GCCGGGGCAGCCCGGGACUGGGGUCCUUGUGACAUGAGGUCCUAUUUAGUCUGGGUCAAGCUCAGUACCGCUUCAGGAGGGAAACUUCAGGGGCUUUGUCCCGAGACAAAGAGCAGUCGCCGCAGCGGAGCCCGGAUUGUCAGGGGGUGAAGCCACUGCAGCUUUUCUGGAAACUUACCAAAGGUUGUAGUAUUGCCGCCUGCCUCAUCAGUUGAUGUAUAUUCAAGUUGAAACACUGGCUCCAUAGUGGGAAAUAAAACGGAAUUAGUGAAGCGCCUCAAGCUGCAUCAUUUUACUGGAUUGGACUUGUUUAACAGCGCAUUACGGGACCACCUGAUUUCUCCUCGCAGAGGAACCCAAACUAUGUCUGGCAUAGCCCUGAGCAGACUCGCACAGGAGAGGAAAGCUUGGAGAAAAGACCAUCCUUUUGGUUUUGUGGCUGUACCAACAAAAAAUCCAGAUGGAACGAUGAAUUUGAUGAACUGGGAAUGUGCUAUUCCAGGCAAGAAAGGGACCCCUUGGGAAGGAGGAUUAUUUAAACUACGAAUGCUUUUUAAGGAUGAUUAUCCCUCCUCGCCUCCAAAAUGUAAAUUUGAGCCUCCCUUAUUCCAUCCAAAUGUAUAUCCUUCAGGCACAGUGUGUCUGUCUAUCUUAGAAGAAGAUAAGGACUGGAGGCCAGCAAUCACAAUUAAACAGAUCUUGUUAGGAAUACAAGAACUUCUAAAUGAACCAAAUAUACAAGAUCCAGCUCAAGCAGAGGCAUACACAAUUUACUGCCAAAACAGAGUUGAAUACGAAAAAAGAGUCAGAGCACAAGCCAAGAAGUUUGCGCCAUCAUAAGCUUCAGUCAUGCGGCAUCUUACAAUAAAAAAGAAGAAAAAAAAACACAAAAAAAAACAAAAUAAAAAAAAAAAGAGGAAGGGAUUGGUUAGGCAAGAACUUGUUUACAAAAACAAAAUUUUUUUGCAAAAUUUGAAUGAUGCUAACUAUAAAUAAGUCACUUAGGGGAGGGGGUUAUAUGUGUGCCAUUUUCCAUUUUCGCCACUUGUAUAAAUCUCUAAAUUUGCUGAAUAUCCCCCACCCAGUUUUUUCAUACAGGGUCUCUUCCUUCAGUCUUUUUGUAUUUUGAUUGUUAUGAUGUAAAACUUGCUUUUAUUUUAAUAUUGAUGUCCGUAUUUCAACUGCUGUAAAAUUAUAAACUUUUAUACUUCUAUAAAUCCACUAGUAAUCUAUAGUUUUUUGUUUUUAUUUUAUUUUUUUUUAUUUUUUUUUUUUCAUUUUUUUUUUGUUUUUUGUUUUUUGCUAUCCGAUGCAGGCAUGCUUUAAACAAAUGUUUAGAAUUAUAUCUAGCCUAUAGCUGGCUGUACUUAAAACCAAUGUCCAUAAUUUCCACCCCCUCCCCUCCCCUAAAUUUCCUUCUAGGUCUUUCAGAAACUAGGUUGUAUGUCAACCUAGAGCCUGAGAUUCGGUCAGUCAGCGUCUUGCUUCUGCAUCACUUCCUUUUUGUGUUUAUAUGGCGUUCUGUCCGUGUUGCUGUUUAGAUUAAAUAAACUGUUUAUAUAAAGGUUUUUUUUGUUUCUUUUAUCUUUUUCAUGAAAAGGACCAUACAAGUGGAUAUCUUUUUGGCUUGUAAAACUGACUUUUGACACUUUCUGUGUAUUCUGUAUAAACAAAACAAACUAUAUAUUUGACUGUAAAUUUUCUUGGAACAUGGCAAGGAUACCCAGAUAAUAGCCUGGCAUCUUGAUGUAAUUGGCUGACGUACUGUAUGUAUUGUAAUCUCAAAAUGCAGACUUAAAUAAACAGCAGUAAACCAAAAACCUGGUAAGUAUAAUGAUCUUUGUUGGAGAUCUGGCAAUCUCAUGAACACUGUACCACUAUACUGAUGCAAAUAAAACAAGAAAAUUGGAACUGGAUUUGAUUUUGGUAAACAAA
This is a messenger RNA of Pseudophryne corroboree (corroboree frog), 1935 nucleotides long. It is a transcript of the gene UBE2I, whose product is annotated as ubiquitin conjugating enzyme E2 I. Bases 364 to 840 code for a protein of 158 amino acids. Gene Ontology annotation, biological process: protein sumoylation. The transcript is spliced from 8 exons. Gene Ontology annotation, cellular component: nucleus. Lineage: Eukaryota; Metazoa; Chordata; Amphibia; Anura; Myobatrachidae. Gene Ontology annotation, molecular function: SUMO conjugating enzyme activity. The record is from RefSeq and is a predicted model, not a curated record.